AUGGUGAUGGAGAAGCCGAGUCCCCUGCUUGUAGGGCGGGAGUUUGUGAGGCAGUAUUACACGCUUUUGAACAAGGCGCCUGACUUCCUUCACAGGUUCUACGGGAGGAACUCUUCCUAUGUUCACGGAGGUCUCGACCCAAGCGGGAAGCUGGCUGAAGCGGUGUGCGGGCAAGCGGAAAUCCACAAGAAAGUGAUGUCCCUGCAGUUCAGUGAAUGCCACACAAAGAUCAGGCACGUGGACGCUCACGCCACGCUCAGCGACGGCGUGGUGGUGCAGGUUCUCGGAGAGCUCUCCAACAAUGGGCAGCCAAUGCGGAAGUUCAUGCAGACAUUCGUGCUGGCCCCGGAGGGUUCAGUGGCCAACAAGUUCUACGUACACAAUGACAUCUUCCGCUAUGAGGACGAAGUAUUUUGCGACUCGGAAGCCGAACUCGACGAGGAAUCAGAGGAGGAAGUGGAAGAGGAGCCAGAAGAGAGGCAGGCAUCCCCCGAGCCUCUGCAAGAGAGCCCCAACAGCGCUACCUACUACGAGCCUCACCCUGUCGCUAACGGAGUGGAGGAACCCAUGGAGGAACCGGCUCCCGAACCAGAAAUGGAGCCGGAGCCAGAGCCCAAAGUAGAGGAGAUCAAACCCGAAGUGGAUGAGAAGGUUCUAGAAGAAAUGGAGGAAAAAGCUCCCUCGCCAGUCCCGGUGGAAUCUCCGCCUCACGCGCAGGAGCCACCCAAGACCUUCUCAUGGGCGUCUGUGACCAGCAAGAACUUGCCUCCUCCCGGAGGCGCUUCUGGAAUCUCACCCCAUGUUGUCAAAGCUCCGAGCUCACAGGCCCGAGUGGAAGCCAAGCCAGAAACACAGGCGAUGCCGCUGCGACCCAGAGACCAGCGUACCCGUGACAGACCCACCUUCCCCCCACGGGGUCCCCGACCCGACGAGAGACCAUCUGAGUCACAAAUGGGAAAACCGCACCUGAGUUUUGUCAAUAAAGGUGAUGGCGAAUCCGGCGAAAUGGACGUGAGGCGAACCGUGCGCUACCCUGACAGUCACCAGCUCUUCGUGGGCAACCUCCCGCACGACAUCGAUGAGAGCGAGCUCAAAGACUUCUUUAUGACCUACGGGACGGUGGUAGAACUGCGCAUCAACACCAAGGCCGUCAGCGGAAAGCUCCCCAACUUUGGAUUUGUGGUGUUUGACAACUCUGAUCCGGUGCAGAAAAUCCUUGAGGCGAAGCCCAUCAUGUUCCGAGGCGAAGUGCGUCUGAACGUGGAGGAGAAGAAGACCAGGGCGGCGCGUGAGCGAGAGAGCCGGGCCGCCGGCAACGACGACCGCCGGGACAUGCGGCGCAACGACCGAGGGCCGGGCGGCCCGCGCGGCAUCAUGGGAAGCGGUAUGAUGCGGGACCGCGACGGCAGGGGACCGCCGCCCCGGGGCGGAAUGGCUCCCAAGCCGGGCUCCGGUAGGGGCUCGGCCGGAAUCGGCGAAGGUCGCUUCAACACCCAGCGCCGCUGA
This is a messenger RNA of Nerophis lumbriciformis (worm pipefish), 1506 nucleotides long. The record is from RefSeq and is a predicted model, not a curated record. Lineage: Eukaryota; Metazoa; Chordata; Actinopteri; Syngnathiformes; Syngnathidae.